This is a messenger RNA of Pteropus alecto (black flying fox), 4166 nucleotides long. RefSeq names its product solute carrier family 31 member 1 (gene SLC31A1). Gene Ontology annotation, molecular function: copper ion transmembrane transporter activity. The transcript is spliced from 6 exons. The record is from RefSeq and is a predicted model, not a curated record. The coding region runs from base 266 to 835 and encodes 189 amino acids. Lineage: Eukaryota; Metazoa; Chordata; Mammalia; Chiroptera; Pteropodidae. Gene Ontology annotation, cellular component: membrane. Gene Ontology annotation, biological process: copper ion transmembrane transport.
AUCGGCGGCCUCGGUGACGGUCGUGGACACGUCGAGCCGGGCAGAAGUGGAGGGGGCUUCAGAAGUGUCUUGAAGAGGUGACGGGUUAAGCUUCUGAAAGGGAGACACCGGUUGCGGGUCUCGGUCUGGGAAGUGCCCAUUUUUAUUCUGGAAGAAGCUGAGCUUGGAUCUCUCAGAUUAGAGCUAUCGAAGGAAACAGACUAACACUAACCAACUGCCAGUUUACCUCUUACACUUCUGCCAACUCAGAACUUUUCCUGGAAAAAUGGACCAUUCCCACCAUAUGGGGAUGAACCAUAUGGACCACAACAGUACCAUGGCACCUCACCAUCACCCGACCACUUCAGCCUCCCACUCCCAUGGCGGGGGAGCUGGCCACAUGAUGAUGAUGCACAUGACCUUCUACUUUGGCUUUAAGAAUGUGGAACUAUUGUUUUCUGGCUUGGUGAUCAACACAGCUGGAGAAAUGGCUGGAGCUUUUGUGGGAGUGUUUUUACUAGCAAUGUUCUAUGAAGGACUCAAGAUAGCCCGAGAGAGCCUGCUGCGCAAGUCACAAGUCAGCAUUCGCUACAAUUCCAUGCCUGUCCCAGGACCAAAUGGAACCAUUCUUAUGGAGACACACAAAACCGUUGGGCAGCAGAUGCUGAGCUUUCCUCACCUCCUGCAGACAGUGCUGCAUAUCAUCCAGGUGGUCAUCAGCUACUUCCUCAUGCUCAUCUUCAUGACCUACAAUGGGUACCUCUGCAUUGCUGUAGCAGCAGGGGCUGGCAUGGGAUACUUUCUCUUCAGCUGGAAAAAGGCAGUCGUUGUGGACAUCACAGAGCAUUGCCAUUAAUGUCAAACUCCACGGUGUUGCCUUAUUGAUUGUGGUGGGAAGCAGUUCAAAACUGGAAGACAUGAUUUCUCGUCAUAUCUUCCCUUCUUGUUCCUUAUCUCCUUACACACACACAGACACGUGCUCAGCAGAGGUUUAGCUUACAGUUUUGGAGCUAAAGUGGAAACCUCCUGACUCUUCUUUUUCCUGAGCUGAGAUUCCCAUAUCUCUUAAAGUGAAGCCACCCAUGAGAUGUUCCCUCUUCCACCAUUAUCUUACAUCCAAGUCAUACAUUCUGGUCUAAUCCAGGUGGCUUUCUAGUCAGUGACUUGAUCACUUGCUUCCUUUUUUAGUCUUCUGGUUUUUUUUUAACAGACAAUCUGUGAAUUUGAUGGGUUUUUCCUGGGUCAGGGAUGGAAAAGGAUUAACUUCAGCCAAGAUAUAUGACAGCUGUGGGAAAUUCUUGCCCAACUAAACACAGAACCCAAACUUAACAUUAAAAAAUAAGUUCCAGUCUUUGGACUCAAUGAGUGGGAAAUACAUUGUGCCUUUCCCUAGGUGUGGUGUGUUAUACUGAAAUCUUUACAGUGGGCAGAGGGGUGGUCUGAGACUAAAUACAGGCCUGGAGCUUGCAGAAGUGCGCAUUCUUGGGUGGCUGACUCAUCAAUUGUGUUCCCACUUAACAUUUUGAUUAGAAUGAAUUUGUCAAUCAAAAAUGAUGACAAUCAAUUUGAGAAAAUAGAAAUCGAUAUUUUAAAAUAAAACCGUUAACAUUUUACUUUGACUUGGUACCUUGGUUUGUCACAGCUGAAUGACGCAAAAGAGCUUGAAUCAUUACCUCCCAUUAUUGUUUUCACAUGUCUGCCACUAAACCAGUGGUUUUCAAACUUCAGCAUGCAUCAGAAUCACCUUGAGGGCUUGUUAAAAACACUAGUUGCUGGGCCUCAACCCAGAGCCAAAAAUUGGCAUUUCUAACAAGUUCCCAGGUGACUGUCAGGGUACUACACUUAGAGAAUCUCUGCUUUAAACUAAGGGAGUAUCUCCUGGUGGAGUGAGCAUGGGAAUUUGAAUUGCUGAUUGGUAGGUGGUAUGUCUGGGUUUAACUCGUGUACUAAAUACUGCUGAUCAAUACUUAAUCAUUCCACAGAAAUUUAUUCAGCUCCAACUGUGUGUGUGUGCCAAAGCACACAUGCACAAAGGGCUGUAACCAAAGUAACUUAUCAGCAUGUGUGAAAUCACUGGUCCUUAUUUUUAAAGAUCUGUAAUUCUUGGAAUUAGCUUGAAUGUUGAAAAGACCUUUGAUCCGGAGUAUAAAUCAACCAGCCAUAGGCCAGAAGGGCAAAAGUCUAGCCCUGUCUUUGGAGAGGCUUAGGGUGUCAUCUGCUGAUAGCCAGAUUUUCCUCAGCCCCUGAUAUCUAUGCUCACACCAGGCAGAUCGUCAUCCUUUACAUCAAGGGUCCCCAAUCUUCUGGCCGUGGACCAGUACCAGUCCAUGGCCUGUUAGGAACCAGGCCACACAGCAGGAGAUGAGUAGCAGGUGAGCGAGCAAAGCUUCAUCUGUAUUUACAGUCGCUCCCCAGUGCUGGCGUUACCACCUCAGCUCCACCUCAGAUCAUCAGACAUUAGAUUCUCAUAGGAGCACCGGUCCCUGGUGCCAAGGAGGGUCAAGACUGCUGCUCUUCUUACUUUUGGGGGCUUAAUGAGCUCAUAAGUGGCCAAAACCUUUUCUCAAUAAAGAAUCACAUUGUGUUUUUAUCUGUCCAGUUGUUAGUCUACACUGCAGUUUUGUUCCCAGUCCAAACUACCUCUGUAAAGUGACUCUUCUGUGCUGGUCUGUUAAAUCCUGCCCUCCUUGGUGCUAGACUCCAAUUGUGCCUCAGGGCAGAAGAGACAAAAUACAGCUAUCCUGUUGGCCUCUGUUGUGGUUUUGAAAUUUGUACUUUCUCUGUGGGUGCAGUUAAAUAUUGCAGAACGAGGAAUGUGUACUUUCAUGGCUUUGAACCAAGAGAGGGUUAUGAGCCUACCGGAUUGAGGUUAAAAUCUAAGAACCAACAUUUAGAGUUUUGUGCUUUGCUCUCAUUCCACUCCUUAUAGUGCCGAUACUUAGUAUGAGGAGAGUAAAUAACAGGUGCUGACAGAGUCCAACAUUAAGGUAUAAAUAGCUUGUUAUUGUCUCAGAAGCCAAGGAAUAAGAAAACCAUGAGAAAUAAAAUAAUGUUUAGUAGUAACCCUGGUGCUCUCUAGAAAUCUUGACAUGAGCUGCUAUAUAAAAUAAUUUUUUAAGGAACAAUACCUUAUCACCAAUGUAAAAAAAUCAAGGCCAGUUAAGACAAAGUGCUAUGAAUUUGAAACUCCCAAAGAGAAAUAUUGGUUUUGGAUAGGUUUUCAGGAUAGUCUCCUGAAAAACCUGAAUUUUAGCAAUUCUUAGACUAGGUUGCCAAAGGAAGAAGCUAGUGAAAGAGGAAAAUUAAAGUUUAAUUUUUUUCUCUUGUGCUCUUAGAUUUGUGAUGAUAUAAUGAUCUCGUUGACUUUCAUUUCUGUACCCCUGUUCAGGCGGAAUUUAGUGCCUGACUUCUUCGUUCAUUCUGGAUCCAAAUCUCUUCUCCUUCCCUGUUCAAAGUAUUAGAAGCCUGUAUCCCCAUUUCUUUGGCCCCUUAUCCCGUUCUUUUUUCUCUUUCUGUCUUUCAUAUCUAAAAGAUGACGUCUUUUAUCCCAUAUGUCCAGUUUAUUAAAUCUCCCUAGCCCUCACGAUGCAGUGGACAUUACUAUGCAGUGGAUAUAGAUACCAACCAGAAGUUGUAACACUUGGUAGAGACCUUAAGCACAUUUCAAGGAGCAGUUGUCCUACCGGACUUCCUAUAAAGUUAGGUAGAGGUUACCUAGUACCAUCUGCAGUUAUAAAGUCUUAGGUGCUCUCUCCAGUCUAUGCUGGAGGAACACUCAGCGCCCCCAUUACCCACAAACAGGGAAUCUUCUCUGUCCACGAGGAAAUUAGAAGUUCACAUUUCUUCACUACUUCCAUGGUAGGGUAGUCUGGAAUUCCCUUCCAGGCUGUGGGGCACUGGUCUUGAGUUCUGGCUACAAAAAGUUCCCUAUAAGGAGCUGGAAGAAGGCAGGGGGUACAUCUUCAUGUCAUUUAAUUUUGAUCCUCUCCUCUCCAACUGCUUCUUAAAAAAAAUACAUCUAAAGAUACAAGGUCUACAUUUGACAUAAUGCCUUAAUCACUGGGUCUAUAAUUAAUAUUGACUGUUUUAGAUUGUAAGCUCCUGGAGAGCAGUAUUGCUGUAGUAGGAAUGUUUUAACAGUAUCAUGUACAAAAGAACAAAAUAAAUAUUUUGAUUUUGUGAUUCUA